CGUAGCCCAGCCCCCGCCCCCCGCCCCCGCCCCCUUUUAAUAAACCUGCAGCUCGGUGUGUGAGACUGAGUGUGAGAUUGGGCGGCGCACGAUGAAUCCCGCUUCCGUCCCCACUCCUCUGCCGCCCCCGGGACAGCAAGUCAUCCAUGUCACCCAGGACCUCGACACCGAUCUAGAAGCGCUCUUCAACUCGGUGAUGAACCCCAAACCGAGCUCUUGGAGGAAGAAGAUCCUGCCCGAGUCCUUCUUCAAGGAGCCGGACUCUGGCUCACACUCCCGUCAGUCCAGCACAGAUUCGUCCGGCAGCCACCCUGCCCGGCUGAGCGGCGGCGGCGGCGGCGGCGGUGGCGGCGGCGUAGUCGCCGGGGGUGCCCAGCACGUUCGAUCACACUCGUCGCCCGCCUCCCUGCAGCUGGGCACCGGGGCCGGGGCGGCUGCCAGCGCGGCGCAGCAGCAUGCGCACCUCCGCCAGCAGUCCUACGAUGUGACGGAUGAGUUGCCCCUGCCUCCGGGCUGGGAGAUGACCUUCACUGCCACCGGCCAGCGAUACUUUCUCAACCACAUAGAAAAAAUCACCACCUGGCAGGACCCUCGGAAGACGAUGACUCAACCUUUGAACCACAUGGCUCUCCAUCCCUCGGCAACUUCGACCCCGAUGCCCCAGAGAUCCAUGGCGAUGUCUCAGCCCAACCUGGUGAUGAACCACCAGCACCAGCAGCAGAUGACAUCCAAUACCACUCUGUCCCAGCAGAACCAUCCAGCCCCAAACCCACAGGCUGGCUUGAUGAGUUUGCCCAAUGCCUUGACCACCCAGCAGCAGCAGCAACAGAAACUAAGGCUUCAGCGAAUCCAAAUGGAAAGAGAAAGAAUCCGAAUGCGCCAGGAGGAACUUAUGAGACAGGAAGCUGCUUUGUGUCGACAACUUCCCAUGGAAUCAGAGACAAUGGCUUCUGUUCAAGCUACUGGGAAUACACCUGCCAUGGCCCAGGAAAUAAGACCAAUAACAAAUAAUAGUUCGGACCCUUUUCUCAAUGGCGGGCCAUACCAUUCCAGGGAACAGAGCACCGACAGUGGUCUCGGCUUAGGAUGCUACAGCAUACCGACGACUCCUGAAGAUUUCCUUGGCAAUGUCGAUGAGAUGGACACAGGGGAAAAUGUAGCCCAGACACCGAUGAAUCUAAAUGCCCAGCAGACCCGUUUCCCCGACUUCCUUGACUGUCUUCCUGGAACAAAUGUUGAUCUUGGGACUCUGGAGUCAGAGGACCUGAUUCCAAUCUUCAAUGAUGUGGAGUCUGUCCUUACCAAAAGCGAGCCCUUUCUGACCUGGCUGUAAUCCGCACUCUUGGCUUUGACCUACCCACUACAUCCUCCAUCACCUUCUUCUCUUUGGAAAAGAGGUGGAGCCCAGAAAGAACUCAAGACUUCCAACGAUCUUUACAUCCACGUGGUCAAUUGAAAUUGUUGUCUGGAUCUGAUUGACAAUAACUUAAGUUUAAAAUAUAAAUAUAAAAGUGUAUAUUUUCACUUUAGUUUUUAAUUGUAUCUGUAUGCUACAGCAUCCUGGCUGAGGCAUGCCUGUAGCCCAGAUUUCAGGGAGAGAGCAUGCAGAAAUUGUGUCCUCUCUUCUUCCUUUUCAUUGGCCCUUGAAGAUGCUUGUGGGUGUUAGUUUAAAUUAUAAGCUGAUAAAUAAGAAAAAAACAAAAAGCAAAGAGUUGGUCACUAGGUUAGAUGUGACAGCUUCAGCCAGCAUCCCUGUACCAGAUUAGACACAAAAGUACAGGACAGUAGCUAUAUUUAUGACAGUAGUAUCAAGUGCUUUACAAAAAUAAAAAAUAAACCUCUAUUUAACUUGAGCUUUAAAGAAAUCAUUGUAUUGUUAGUCAAAUAGUACUGUAUGGAAUGCUGAGUAGCUUUGAAUCCAUGCUGGCUAUGAUAGUAAUAAUUAUUAUUCUAUAUUUUCAGAGGCACAGACAAUACUGUUAUUGUUUAUUCCCCAGUAUAUUACUGUAUGGGUUCCCGAAAAUGAACAAUUCCAGUUUCCAAAGUAGCAGAUUUGUCUAGUAAUCGCUUUAUCCUAAAGAUGCCUGCCGUAAAAGAGACCCUAUCGGUACUAAGCACCACCACUACUAGAAACAUAAGCCAGCGGAAUGGAAAGACAUGCAAUCAUAAUAAAAUGCAACUUAGAUUAUGAUGUUUAUUUUUAUUAAGCACUCACUGUAAUUUUGUAACUGAGUAUAAUUAGCAACAGAAUUUUUUUUGAUACAUCUGUGGCAACUGUUUUUUUUUUUGUUUUUGAUUCUUGGAAAAUAAUCCUAAAAUAUAUCAAGGUGGGAAAGUGUGGCCCAACUUGCCACUUGACAAUAGAAUACCCAGUUGCCUUUUUUUUUGUACGCCUUGUCGGUCUUGUUGCCGGGACAAUAAGGAAUUGAAACAGACAGUAUCAAUGAAACUGCAAUCGGGAAUGACCGAUCACUGAAUGACCUGUAAACAAAUGCCUGCUUUAUGGGGAGGGUACAUGGUGGAGGCAAAUGUUUCUGAAUUCAGUCAGACUAUUCCCUGUCUGCUCAUUCUAUUAUGCAAACUUUACCGCUUGCUCCCAUUGGUAUAAAAGGCUUGAUAUCAUAUAUACUUAAUACCUCUCAUGUAAUCAAGAGAAAUUUCUAAUUGAGAUGUUUAGGACUGAGAGAGCAUAAAGUAUAGCUAGCAUUCAGCUCCCCUAAUAUGCCAAUGAAGUCCUCAAAUGUUUUAAUAUUUUUUGAACCAUCAUUAUUUAUAACCUAUGAAUUUAAUCUGUUUUUUAAAUUUUAACAAAAUUCAUUACUUUUUAAAGGCAUUAUUAUUAAUUCCAGCCUCUGAGCUAGACCCUUCCAGGUCCUAGCAAACACGGGACAUUGAUCACUCAAUUAAGUGUUUAUUUGUUGAGGGUCUGUUAAGUCAGAUUCUUUCUUAUGUAUUAGAAGAUACAAGAAGUACAGAAUAUCUUUUAUCUUGUUGGGAAGAAAGCAGGUGAAAAGGUCAGAGUUCAGGUAGCAAUAUUAUGGAGACAUGUGGAAAGAUGGAAAGCUAGAUUUCUUAGCUGGAUCGCCAUGCAAUCGUGCCCCAGAAGGGAGAAGAGCUUGGGUGCCCAAAUACAAGGUGUCAAGAGCGUUUUAUGAAAACUGUUCUCUACGAUUACUUUUACGCCAAAUGAUUUUUCCAUUUUGUUUUUAAAACAAACAAAAAAACAAACUCCUUUGGUGCACUUUACAUUGGACAGAAAGACAAAAGAAGGAAUGAGAAGGUUGAGGAUAAAACUACUGUUACUUCCAAAACAAUGAAACAUUUUUUUUUCUAAAUAGUAGGGGUUUUUUUUUGCUCCCUUCCAUCCCCUAUAUGUUUGUCUGAUAAUCUUUUCUGCCCGCCUCCCCCUUGUAUCCUCUUUCCCCUUUGCCCAGACCCCAUUCCAUUUCUUCAUUAUUUUCCCUGUCCCACUUUUUCCUUCCUACAUCCAAUGAGGGUGUUGGGAUGAGCAGCUGGAUGGGAAGUUUCUUUCUCCAACAAAUUGAAGGGAGCACUGAUUUUUUUCCCCCUCUUUUGCUGUUGCAAAAGGAGUGGAACAAUCAUUUUGAACAAACAAGGGACCUAACAAGGCUAAGCAGUGUUACUGUAUUUUUUAAAGUUUUUUUUUUCUUUAAGACUUGUUAUCAGGUUAUCAAAUUAAAUCUGAAACAGCCAUCCCUCAUUGCCUUUAAAAAAAAAACAACAUGAUUAGCACAUUAGGGAUUUAUAGAGUCUAUUUUCAGAAAUGAAUUUUCUAGUACGCUAUAGUUUGAAUAAAUAAAUAUAAAGUAAAUUUUUCUUUUUUUUUGUUAGAAAAACUAGUUGAGCAUUUAUUAUUAAGGAAAUUACACUUUCUCCCAGGGUAAAGCAAAGCAUUGAUCAAUACUGUGUUAUCACCUGAAUAAAGUCAAGUAGAUUUUUUUUUUAGUGGCAUGUAAAACAUUGUUUAAAAAAAGAAACCAAGAAAUGAAGAAAGAAAGAAUGAAAGGAAGGAAGGAAGGAAGGAAGGAAGGAAGGGAGGGAGGGAGAGAGAAAAAGGAAGAUAGAUAAAUAGAUACUAAAAUAUGAAAAUUUGAAGGCAAUAACAGCUCUAAAAUACACAGAUUCAGAUGAUUAUAAUCAUGAACCGCCCACCAAAUUAAAUAGAAGGUGCUAUCUUACAAGUUUCCAUUAGAUUAUAAAGCAAUUGCUAGGAUUCUUUUUAGUUUGAAAUGACACUGAUGAGAUAAAGGAAAAUUUGCAACCAAUUUUGGCAUGAGAAAGAUACGGUUUACAAUGUAUUCCUUCUCAUGCUUUUUUCUGAUCUAAAAGGUAUUUGAAUUGAAUUCUUGGACAAAACCUUUAUGUUUGUAAUUUCGUUGAUGCAGUAAUUUUUAGACAGUAUUUCACUGCAUUAUUUAAGGAUGUGAAAUGCCAUUUCUUUUUUUUUUAACUAGUUUUUUUGGGUGUACAGGAUGUAUACAGAGUGAAUAUGCCAAAGUGCCUGGGCACACAGUUGACCCUUGCUGAGUAGGACAGUUCUGCAUCGGUGUUGGUGAUAUGGAACAAGAAUGAAGUUGUGUAUUGUAGCCUUUAUUCUGGUAACACUCUUAGAAUGUAGUUCUCAGAAGAAGCAAGACUCAAUGAUACAAUGCUAUUUGUAAAAGACAUCAUACGUUACUUUUAAGUGGGAAAAAUGGGUGAUUGACAAAGACUGUUUCCUAAUACACUACAUCCAUCUAUGUUCUAGUGCCUUAAUUUUUUAAUUUACUUCUACAUUUUUGUUAUAUGACAUACGUGUGAGUGUUUAUUUUUAAUUUAGAUGGCUAUGCAUACAAAGAUGUAUGCAGAAACCAAUCAGAUCAAACUGUUGUACCCAAAGUUUGGUACUGGUUUUUGUUUUUUUUUCUCUAAUCUUAUACAAGAAAAAUAAAUAUAAUUAAAAUUUCA
This is a messenger RNA of Monodelphis domestica (gray short-tailed opossum), 4968 nucleotides long. It is a transcript of the gene WWTR1, whose product is annotated as WW domain containing transcription regulator 1. Gene Ontology annotation, molecular function: transcription coactivator activity; protein binding. Gene Ontology annotation, biological process: hippo signaling; positive regulation of transcription by RNA polymerase II. The record is from RefSeq and is a predicted model, not a curated record. NCBI's taxonomy places the organism in Eukaryota, Metazoa, Chordata, Mammalia, Didelphimorphia, Didelphidae. Gene Ontology annotation, cellular component: cytoplasm; nucleus.